AUGAAAAUGUUGAAUCCGCGCAAAGCCCGGCUGGAGCGCCGGACAAUUGGCUCAACCAACCGGUGGCGUUUCCCCAAACAGCCCUUCUCUGGAGACCUGCUGUCACUUUCCCAAAUGUGCAAGGCACUGAACCUAGACUUUGACGAAGCUCUGAAGGACCCAGACAGGUUAUGCAUUUCAUACAUUCAGAAAUUUUUCUCCGAGACUUUCAAGAAUGAGGCCAUCCAAAGUGAGGAGGCAGAUGUGAUUCUCGAAUGCCUGGGCUUCAAGUGGGAACUCCAUCAGCCCCAGCUUUUUCAGUCUGAGACCUUGACCAAGCUUUACUUGGCAGCCCUGGCACCGGGCACAACAAGCUCCCUGAAGGGACUGGAGAAGCUUCUGCAAGCUCAAGCACCUGGGAAGAUCAAAGAACGAUCCCCAGUAAAGAGGAUAAUUAUCUCCUUGAAGAUCAAUGAUCCACUGGUCACUAAAGCUGCCUUUGUCACGGCCCUGAAGAACCUCUAUAUGAGCGAGGUGGAGAUGAGCAUGGAUGACGUACUGGGAGUGUUGGCUUCCGCCCACAUCCUCCAGUUCAGCAGCCUGUUUCAAAGGUGCGUGGCCAUGAUGAUGUCCGGACUCACACCAAGCACCAUCAAGAACUUCUACCUGGCCGGCUGCAAGUACAAAGAGGAGCAGCUCACCACCGCCUGCGAGAAGUGGCUGGAAAUGAACUUGGUCCCUCUGAUGGGGACACAGAUACACCUCCGAAAAAUCCCACAGGACCUGCUCCAAAAAGUGCUGAGGUCCCCCAGGUUGUUUACCUUCAGUGAAUUUCAUCUUCUGAAAACAAUUCUUUUAUGGGUCUUCUUGCAACUGAACAACAAAAUUCAGGCAAUUCCGAUUCAUGAAACCGUGCUGGCAUUUUUUACCAGCUUUCCCAAGAACUGCUGCUUUCUGGACCGGGACACAGGACAGAGUUUGGUGCCGCUCUUUCUUUGCUUGCGACUGCAUGGCAUCACCAGAGGUGAGGACUUGGAAGAGUUAAGGCACAUUAACUUCUUCCCGGAGUCGUGGCUGGUCCGGGUUACAGCCAACCAUUACUAUGCUCUGGAGAGUGGGGGUGACAUGGUCCAUCUGAAAGAUUUUACCAACCAGGCUCUGAGAUUUGGGCUGCUCUUUUCCCAGGAAUAUACAACUUAUUCAAAAAUGAUUGCUGUGUAUGGAUUUUUCUUUGAGAUAAAGGGAAUCAAACAUGAUGCAACCUCAUAUAGUUUUUACAUGCAGAGAAAAAGGCACACGGACCUGGAAGUUUCUUCCUUGGUCGGUGAGUACACCCUGGUCAGCCUGAGAGCAGAACGCUUGGUGAAGUAUGAGAUCCGAGCCCAGGCCCUGGUGGAUGGCAGGUGGCUGGAGUUCAGGACAAACCAGAUCACACAGAAGUUUGGAUUCAUCAAGCCGACCUGCAAAAGCCAUGCCUUGAAAAUCCAAACUGUGGGCAUCCCAAUCUACGCAAGUUUCGCAUUCAUCUUCCCAAUAUCUUGACAGUUUCCAGAAGAAUCCAUGGGCUUUCCUCUCCCCGCCAGUCUGCAUAAAAGAAAAUAAAAUGACAUGAAAGGGA
Carlito syrichta (Philippine tarsier) is the source of this 1597-nucleotide messenger RNA. It is a transcript of the gene BTBD16, whose product is annotated as BTB domain containing 16. The record is from RefSeq and is a predicted model, not a curated record. NCBI's taxonomy places the organism in Eukaryota, Metazoa, Chordata, Mammalia, Primates, Tarsiidae. The transcript is spliced from 15 exons. Bases 1 to 1521 code for a protein of 506 amino acids.